AUGUACGCCCCCGGAGGCGCAGGGCUGCCCGGCGGGCGCCGGCGGAGGAGCCCGGGAGGCAGCGCUCUGCCCAAGCAGCCGGAGCGUAGCCUGGCCUCGGCCCUGCCUGGCGCCCUGUCUAUCACGGCGCUGUGCACUGCCCUCGCCGAGCCUGCCUGGUUGCACAUCCACGGAGGCACCUGUUCGCGCCAGGAGCUGGGGGUCUCCGACGUGUUGGGCUAUGUGCACCCGGACCUGCUGAAAGAUUUCUGCAUGAAUCCCCAGACAGUGCUGCUCCUGCGGGUCAUCGCCGCCUUCUGUUUCCUGGGCAUCCUGUGUAGUCUCUCCGCUUUCCUUCUGGAUGUCUUUGGGCCCAAGCAUCCCGCCCUGAAGAUCACUCGUCGCUAUGCCUUCGCCCAUAUCCUCACGGUCCUGCAGUGUGCCACCGUCAUUGGCUUUUCUUAUUGGGCUUCUGAACUCAUCCUGGCCCAGCAGCAGCAGCAUAAGAAGUACCAUGGAUCCCAGGUCUAUGUCACCUUCGCCGUUAGCUUCUACCUGGUGGCAGGAGCUGGUGGAGCCUCAAUCCUGGCCACGGCAGCCAACCUCCUGCGCCACUACCCCACAGAGGAAGAGGAGCAGGCACUGGAGCUGCUCUCAGAGAUGGAGGAGAACGAGCCCUACCCGGCGGAAUAUGAGGUCAUCAACCAGUUCCAGCCACCCCCUGCCUACACACCCUAAUGCCAGCCUUGGGCUCUCUUCCUCGGCAGCCCCUCCCUCAACUCUGCAGCUCCUCUCGCACCCAGAGGAGCUCCUUUCCCCAGCAGGCCUCACUGGUAGGAUCCUGACCAUCUUCUCCAAACCUUCCCCAGGAGAGACUCUGCCUUUAGGGUCAUCCAUGUAUCCCUGCUCUCAGAACCGGAGGUCCACUGGUUUUCUAUAAUGUACUCUUUCCCUCCUGCCACAUCCUGCCCCUUCACGUUCACGAGUCAUUACCAGCCAGGGAAGGUCAUCCAAGUUUCCUCCAGCAUGGGCCAUAUCUUUGGGACCGAGACUUUCCUUGAAGAGCUGCUGAGAGUGGACAGUCCCAGAAAGAAGUGUCAAAGGGCCCAAGGGAAGGGGGACUGUGCCCUGCAGGCUCACUUCACAGGGAUCAGUGUUUGCUCCACAGCUGUAGCUCUGGGCUGACGCCCCCCAGACCCCUUCCUUCUCGGAGUGAUCCGCCCCCAGGCCACCUGCUCCGGGGAGUUCUGUGCACUUUACUCUUUGGACUUCUCCUCACGUGUGCCCUGGUUUUAUGGGGAGAGGGAAUCGCUGUUGGGAAGGCAGAGCAGUUGCUACCCUCUCUGCCCUUGCUUCAUGUGGCUGCAGCCCAGGCAAGGAGAGCAGGAGCCAGCGUGAGACUGAGGCCCCCUGGUGCCUAUCAAGGACCAGAGUGAAGGGGACUACGUCUCCCAGCCCUUCACCUUUUAAAUGUGAGUGGUUUUAAAAGGAAAAAAACGAAACCAGGCAACAGCAACAAUAUUCUGUUUUUAAAAUAGGGACAAGACUAUUGUCACUUUUUAGACAUGUAUCCCAUUCCUUUUGGCUCUGCAAUAUUUGGGGCUGUAGCUCCUUCCAAGCCCGUGGUAGUCCCUCCCUGAGUCUCCCAGUAGAAUGCGGCCUCCCUUCCCUGGCCCCUUCCCUCCCAGUGACAGUGACUCCCUGGGGCCUUCUCGUGGAACCCAGAGGGGCUGAGGACUGUGGCCUGGCUGGCGGGCCAGCGUGGUGCUCCUCAGGACUGCGGCACUGAGAUGGAACCUGGCCUCAGUUUAGGAACAGGGGCCACAACAGGGCAGGAACCCACCAACCCCCACAUAGGAAUACAACCAGUGGGGCCCCAUCAUGUGAGGCGUCAGACCCACCCUGUCAGCCCAGCAGGCCGGGCUGUGUCCUUCAGACCCAGUGCUGCCCUAGACUCUGACUCGGGACUCCAGCCUGCAGCAUGCCCUCUCCCCUCUUGAAUGUACUCUGGUCUUGCAGUGUGCUGCUGGGACUUUCUUGCUCAGCCAUCACUCUGGCCACCCUGUUUGCUCUGGGUCUGGCUGAAUUUUCCGCCCUGAGAUCUGGGCAUUGAGUGGAUGAAACUUGAAAGACCUUCAGUGUAGAUCCAGAUGGCCAACCUGUCCUUGUUAAGUUGCUUGCUUCUUGGGAAUCAGUGUCCAUUGCUGAGGUGAAAAGGAAAUGGAUUCCAAUCUCUUCCAACCUUUAAGGUGAUAGAUAGUUUGAGCAAGACUGGAGAAUGGACAACACUACGAAGCUGUGGCUAGAAAGGGACUGUCAUGUCCCAUCCUUUGGCCAGAUUGACUGGGGAUGUCCGGACAGAUGCCUGCGUGGGUGGUGAGGGCCACAUCUGCACAUGAGCCGGUGGCUGCUUGUAGUUCACUGCUGUGAUGCCAGAGUGUGUUCAAAGGUGACUCUCCUGCUCUUCUGGACUCUUCUCUCAGGCAAGAAAGGCGGCUGGCUGCCUGCUAUGUGAUGCCUGAGCACAAAGCCAAGGAGCUGAACUAAGUCUUUCUGUUAAGUCCUGAGUUUGUCGUUGGCAGGUUUACUUGUGGCCAGCUCUCUCUGCCCUUGGGUGUCUGAGCAGGCAGACCACAAGACCAGGCACCGGACAUGCAUGCCAAAGGGACUGGUCAUCUCCUGAGGACCUGUACAUGACCCUGUGGACUGUUCCGCACGAUCCGGAACCCACUUUUUAUUCACUCCCCAUGUCUCUGGCCUUCCUCUUCUUUCUCUUUCCCUCUGCCAUCCUGACACUGAUAGUUUGUCAUAUAAAUUCCCCUGGUUGUGUUUUUUUUUCUAGAAAAAAAUUAAAAAGGAAAACAAAACCAAAAAAACCAGAAACCACGAAUAGGAAUGGAAA
Messenger RNA from Pongo pygmaeus (Bornean orangutan), 2881 nucleotides. It is a transcript of the gene TMEM127, whose product is annotated as transmembrane protein 127. Bases 1 to 717 code for a protein of 238 amino acids. Gene Ontology annotation, biological process: negative regulation of TOR signaling; negative regulation of cell population proliferation. The transcript is spliced from 3 exons. NCBI's taxonomy places the organism in Eukaryota, Metazoa, Chordata, Mammalia, Primates, Hominidae. The record is from RefSeq and is a predicted model, not a curated record. Gene Ontology annotation, cellular component: membrane.